AUAUGUUGUAUUUUUUAUUUUGUUAUUUAUUCAGCGCCUACAUAGUGUAAUUGGAAAGUUGUAGUUCAAAUAUUUGAAAAUUUCAGAAAUAUCUUGAAAUAAAUAAUCCAAUUAUGACAAUGGAAAUCGAAAAGCUUCAAGGAUUAAAUUUUGAAAUAGAAGUUGACAUGGAUUGCAACGCGAAACAAAUACAGAAUGAUAUGGAAAUAGAGGAUGGUCUCAAUGUGGAAAAAAAGUGCUUAAACAAUGCUUUAGAUUUUGAUAUUAAAGUUGGCGCGGAAAAUAUUGCGAAAAGCCAUGAUAAUAUAUCCGAUAAAAAUAGUUCUGACAAAAACUCAAAAGUAAUUAAUGAAGAAAGAAAUUUGAUUGAAGAAUCUCAAAGUAAUACUGAUGAUAAUUUUGUUAGGGGAAAUGAUGUAUAUGAGUUAUCUGAUAUUCUGGAUCUUGAUAUUCUCAAAUUUGAGCCAACUUCGGAGAAUUUUUCGCUAUUUGAAAUAGGCAGAGCAGUAUGGAAAUCUGACAGUUGUUGUCAAAGAUACUUAAGAGGAUGCUUAUGGUCACCUGACGGAACCUGUGUAUUAACAGCCAUCAAUGGGGAAGGAAUGCAAGUUUUUGAGCUGCCUUCGGAUUUAUAUCAAACAAAUGUGGUUUCUAAAUCAGAAAGGGAAUUAAAUGAUUUAGCUCCAGCUGUUAUUGUUCCAGAAAGUGGAACCGUAUAUGAUUAUAAUUGGUUCCCGCAGAUGAAUAGUAAUGAUCCAUCGACUUGUUGUUGGAUAGCAUCUAGACAACAUGAACCAAUACACAUGUGGGAUGCCUUCACCGGUGAAUUGAGAGGAACUUAUAGGGGCUACGAUCAAUUCGAUGAAGUAGAAACCUCCAUUUCCUGCAUAUUUUCGCCAACUGGAGAAUACAUUAUUGGUGGUUAUAAAAAGUCGUUGAAAGUGUUUCAAACUAGCAUACCUGGACGAGACUAUAUUGAAAUUAAAUCAAAAAAUGCUGUUUCGGCACUUUCGAUGCAUUAUAAUCACCCAGAUAUGAUAGUAUCGGGGUCUUGGAAUUCAACAAUAAACAUUUACGAUAUAAGAGCUACAAAUCUAGGAUGUCUCACAACAAUUCCUGGGCAUUCAGGUGGCGUUACGUUAUUGAAAGUUGACUCAAGUGGGCAAAGAUUAUUUAGUGGUGCAAGGAAAGAUAAACUUAUAUUGCAAUGGGAUUUGAGAAAUUUUAAAUCACCAGUUCAAAAAUACUUUAGGCAAGUAGAGACGAACCAAAGAAUAUAUUUUGAUAUAAGUGUUUGCGGUAAAUAUUUGUUAACUGGAGGCACAGAUGGAAUGAUUAGAGCUUGGGAUAUUACAUCUGAUAUCACAUCUGAAUAUCAAUUUAACCUGCAUUAUGAUUGUUGUAAUUCUGUUGGCUUCUCCACAAUUCGACCGGUGAUAUGUACGACGUCGGGUCAAUAUAAGUUUACUCAGGAAUCUACAGAAGUAGGAAUAGAUUCAACAAAUUUAAAAGAAAACGAAAUAGAAGUAAAGUAUGAAAAUUCAUUAGUUGUAUGGUGGUAUGGUCAUUACAAAAAUUAGCUUGAAUAAAUAAAAUUUUUAAAG
Molecule: messenger RNA, 1604 nt
Organism: Condylostylus longicornis
Lineage: Eukaryota; Metazoa; Arthropoda; Insecta; Diptera; Dolichopodidae
Gene: WDR79
Product: telomerase Cajal body protein 1 homolog
Exons: 6
Coding region: 114-1580 (488 amino acids)
Biological process (GO): Cajal body organization
Cellular component (GO): Cajal body
Molecular function (GO): RNA binding; protein binding
Source: RefSeq, a predicted model, not a curated record